CCACUCGUGCUGAACGCACAUCUCCAAAUCCUCAAUCUCAUCGCUGAGAUUCUGCUCAACCUCGCCGCACAUCGCAAGUUCGCAUCAGGAUCGAAAUGGACCACUUUGACCGCUCUAGUCCCUUUCCAACCGUGCUUGCGGAACGUCAUGCCAACCCGCAGAUCUUCAUCCCCAUUGACGGAUUUGGUCACCCCACACCACGUCCUUCCCACCAAGGCAGCUUCCCGUCUAAAGGGCCCCGUUAGUCUGUUCGCUACGUUCUCGCGACAAUGCAGGGGGCUACAGCUGUUUGCGCUUUUGUGGGUUAUGAUGUUACUCGUCAAGUCGAGGUCAGCAUCAGCGAUGAAUGCUAACCAUCCAGCGAGCUAUCCGUUUCGCCUGAGCAUCUUUAACGGUGCGGACCCAACGAGGAAAUCCGAAGAACAAUAUGCGAUAGGGUCACGGCCUGAGACGCUUCUUCACAGCUCCGUUCAACGGCAAUCAACGCACCAGAUCUCGGUCAUCGCAGUUGCACCAGUCUCAUUACUCCCUGAGCGUCAAAGACCGGAUACGGACUACGUACCAUGGUGA
Molecule: messenger RNA, 570 nt
Organism: Alternaria burnsii
Lineage: Eukaryota; Fungi; Ascomycota; Dothideomycetes; Pleosporales; Pleosporaceae
Exons: 3
Source: RefSeq, a predicted model, not a curated record